AUGGCGGAGAAUCUGGGGCUGGGCUUCGGGGAAACAGCCAGUGUGGAAAUGCUGCCUGAGGAAGGCAGCUGCACGCCCAAGGCCAGAGGCAGGCUGGCAGCCAGGAGCAGCAUGCGCUGGGCUCUCACCUGCUGCCUGGUAUCGCUACCCAUCCUGGCAGGACUCACCACCUACCUGCUCGUGGGCCAGCUCCGGGCCCAAGGAGAUGCCUGUGUGUUCCAGACUUCAAAAGGGCAAGAGUUUGGACCUUCACAUCAGCGAGCUUAUGCAAUUUCCGGAGUUGCUGGAGAUAAGCCAAGGGCACACCUGACAGUUGUCAGACAAAGUCCCACACAGUCUUUGAAAAAUCAGUUUCCGGCUCUGCACUGGGAACAUGAACUUGGCUUGGCCUUUACCAAGAACCGGAUGAACUACACAAAUAAAUUCCUGGUGAUCCCAGAGUCGGGAGACUACUUUGUUUACUCCCAGGUCACGUUCCGAGGAACCACAUCUGAGUGUGGUGAAAUCCACCAAGGGAGCCUACUAAACAAGCCAGACUCCAUCAUCGUGGUCAUCACUAAGGUAACAGACAGCUACCCCGAGCCGACCCAGCUCCUAAUGGGGACCAAGUCUGUGUGCGAAGUAGGCAGCAACUGGUUCCAGCCCAUCUACCUAGGGGCCAUGUUCUCCUUGCAGGAAGGGGACAAGCUGAUGGUGAACGUCAGUGACAUCUCUUUGGUGGAUUACACAAAAGAAGAUAAAACUUUCUUUGGAGCCUUCUUGCUGUAGGGGCAAGGUGGGCAUCCUCGUGUGAAGGUCCUCUGCCUCCUAGUUCCUAAUUUUCUUCACUCAUACGUAAUUAUAACAAGGUUUUUGUUUUUGUUUUUGUUUUUGUUUUUGGACCAUUCCACAGAAACGGUGGCUUAGCUAUGAAAU
Messenger RNA from Neomonachus schauinslandi (Hawaiian monk seal), 915 nucleotides. RefSeq names its product TNF superfamily member 15 (gene TNFSF15). The record is from RefSeq and is a predicted model, not a curated record. Gene Ontology annotation, cellular component: membrane. The transcript is spliced from 4 exons. Gene Ontology annotation, molecular function: tumor necrosis factor receptor binding. Bases 1 to 768 code for a protein of 255 amino acids. NCBI's taxonomy places the organism in Eukaryota, Metazoa, Chordata, Mammalia, Carnivora, Phocidae. Gene Ontology annotation, biological process: immune response.